This is a messenger RNA of Acanthisitta chloris (rifleman), 879 nucleotides long. It is a transcript of the gene RWDD2B, whose product is annotated as RWD domain containing 2B. The record is from RefSeq and is a predicted model, not a curated record. The transcript has 4 exons. The coding region runs from base 1 to 879 and encodes 292 amino acids. NCBI's taxonomy places the organism in Eukaryota, Metazoa, Chordata, Aves, Passeriformes, Acanthisittidae. Gene Ontology annotation, molecular function: protein binding.
AUGACUAACCGAGAAGAAGCUGAGAUACAGAUUUCAGAGUUAGAUUUGCUAUCUAGCAUGUUUCCUUAUGAGGAGGAGUUCGCUGUGACUGACCAGCUGGCUCUAGCUGAACUGAAACACUCUGUUGAAAGUGGGUCUGAAGAGGCACUGUCUUCAAAAGUUCAGUUUGUACUGAAUGUAAAGGCAGAGGUCCCUUACGCCUCUAUGGUGGAAUUCUCUAUGGCCUGUGCUUUACCAUUGAAAUAUCCAACUGUUCUCCCAGAAAUUACUGUAAGGUCGGCAUUAUUAAGCCGCUCUCAGCAGAUUCGUCUGAACUCUGAUCUAAAAACAUAUUUGAUGCAAAACUGCAGUGGUGAGCCCUGUAUGUUGAGUGCAAGGGAAUGGGUGAAAGACCAUGCAGCUGCUUACAUUGACAAAGAGCUUUCAUCUUCUUCAGUGACAACUUCAGAUGCCACACCCUCAGAAGUCACCACGUUCACUCGAUUGUGGAUCUAUAGUCAUCACAUUUACAACAAGCGAAAAAGAAAGAAUAUUAUUGACUGGGCCAAGGAGCUCUCUCUGUCAGGGUUUUGCAUGCCAGGGAAACCAGGUGUUGUUUGUGUAGAAGGUUUACAAAGUAGUUGUGAAGAGUUCUGGUCAAGAAUAAGAAGAUUAACAUGGAAAAGAAUUCUCAUUCGGCACAGAGAAGAUGUUGCUUUGGAAGGUGGAGGACACGACGAGAUUCAGAAACAACGAAAAUUCUCCACUUUGGAAGAAAAAUGUUUUGAUGCACAUGGUGCUAGGGGAAAUCAUAUGGAUUUGGGGCAACUAUAUAAUUUUUUAGAAGAAAAGGGAUGUGCUGACAUUUUUCGAAUGUACUUUGGGGUUGAAGGGCAUUGA